This is a messenger RNA of Ictalurus furcatus (blue catfish), 2240 nucleotides long. RefSeq names its product kelch-like protein 10. The transcript has 9 exons. Lineage: Eukaryota; Metazoa; Chordata; Actinopteri; Siluriformes; Ictaluridae. The record is from RefSeq and is a predicted model, not a curated record. The coding region runs from base 16 to 1806 and encodes 596 amino acids. Gene Ontology annotation, molecular function: protein binding.
AGUGUAGACGCAGUGAUGCGGAGUGUAGCUUUCGGACUCCAUAAAACAGCCCUGUGUGAACGCUCAUCAGAAGAUAUGAGUUUUGAAAGAGAGAGGAGUGCAGACAUGACAAUGUGGGAUGUGCUGAAUGAGAUGCGGCUGGAAGAGGAGCUAUGCGACGUGGUCCUCAGAGUGGACGAGGUGGAAUUCAACGUCCACAAGACCAUCCUCUGUGCGAACAGCCCAUAUUUCAGAUCCCUGUUCAUCAGAUGGAGCAGCUCGGAGCAGACGGUGUACACCAUCACGAAUGUAUCUCCAGACAUCAUGGCGAUUAUAAUCCACUACAUCUACACCCAGGAGAUUCGAGUCACCACUGAUAAUGUGCAGGCUCUGUUGGUCAUGGCCGAUUACCUGCUCAUGCGAGACCUUGUUCGCAACUGCUACGACUUUCUGAAAGCACAUCUCAGCCCGGAAAACUGCUUAGGGAUUUGGCAGUACGCAGACACUUACUCGUUCAGAAAGCUGCAGGAUCGGGCCUACACCUACGCAUUGCGUCACUUCGAGGACGUCGUUCGGUCACCGUCCAGUGAGUUCUUGGAGCUGAACGAGGAGCAGCUCAGCGGCAUCCUGGAGAGGGAUGAGCUGAACGUCAAACAGGAGAAAACAGCGUUCGAAGCUUUAAUCAUGUGGAUCGAGCACAAACCCGACAUCCGAAUACAGCACAUCGCUAACCUGCUGCUGAAGGUACGGCUGGCUCUGAUAGAUCUGGAAUACUUCCUGGAAAAUAUCAAGACACACCCGCUGGUCAGCAGCUCCUGGGAGUGUCGGCCCAUCAUCAUCCGCACCAUGAAGGCCAUGUUCUACAUUAACAAGGUUGGACACAACACCAGAUACCCGGAUCCGCUUGCCCGCCCACGGCUCCCGUAUUCCAUCUUGUUCGCCGUCGGCGGCUUAAACGACAGGUCCGCUACAAACACUGUAGAAACCUACAACUCGAGGAUGGACAGCUGGAAGUGCAUCACCAGCAGAGAAGAAAGAGUUCGAGCCUAUCACGGCACAGUGUUCCUGGACGGUUUUGUGUACGUCAUCGGUGGCUUCGACGGCACAGAGUACUUCAACUCGGUGUCCAAGUUCAAUCCCCUUGACAGAACCUGGAACGAGGUGUCGCCCAUGAACUAUUGCCGCUGCUAUGUGAGCGUGGCCAUACUGGAUGGAUACAUCUACGCAAUGGGAGGCUUCGAAGGAAGAGAGUGGCUUAACACGGCUGAACGUUAUCAGCCAAGCACCAACCAGUGGAGCCUCAUCCCAUCCAUGCACGAGAUACGAAGUGACGCCAGCGCAACGACCUUACUGGGCAAGAUCUACAUCUGUGGAGGAUUCAACGGCGACAUGUGCCUUUUCACGGCCGAGUGUUUCGACCCUCGUUACGAUCAGUGGACGCAAAUCGAACGGAUGCACGUCCAAAGAAGUGGCGUGGGCGUCAUCGCUCUUAACAACGAAGUGUCUGCGAUCGGGGGUUUUGAUGGAGCCCAACGUCUGCGGUGUGUUGAAGCCUACAACCCUCGUACCAACUCCUGGAGAAUGCUUGCCUCCAUGUUUAACCCACGAAGCAACUUUGGCGUCGAGGUGAUGGAUGGCCGCUUGUAUGUGGUUGGCGGCAACAUCGGCGAAGACACCACAUCCAACUGCGAAUACUACGACGAAGAGAGCAAUGACUGGUUUAACGUCCAGGACAUGAAUGUCUUCCGCAGUGCGCUGAGCUGCUGCGUGAUUUCCGGGCUUCCCAACAUCACCGACUACACCAUCGCGUACGAUGACUUUCUCUAGACGUGGAGCUUUUUUAUAUGAGCCAAACAUGAUUUUAUGGAGAGACUACAGAUCCUGAUCCUUUCUACUCUCCGGACCUGCCUGAUCCGUUUCGGAUGUCCUACGUCUGGAUGUAACUCUCACCUACCCCAAUUCCAGAUUGCUGGGACUACGGCUGCUUCUAAGGACACACAGACUUCAUAUAAAACCAUAAUGAACUUUUCACGCCAACUGUUGUUACCCAGAUGAGGAUGGGUUCCCUUCUGAGUCUGGUUCCUCUCAAGGUUUCUUCCUCUUAGGGAGUUUUUCCUUGCCACCGUCGCCACCGGCUUGCUCAAUUGGGAUAAAUUUGCACAUUUAAAGUCUGUAUAAACACAGUAUAUGUUUCUGUAAAGCUGCUCUGAGACAAUGUCUAUUGUAAAAAGCGUUAUACAAAUAAAAUUGAAUUGAAUUUA